Molecule: messenger RNA, 1863 nt
Organism: Racocetra persica
Lineage: Eukaryota; Fungi; Glomeromycota; Glomeromycetes; Diversisporales; Gigasporaceae
Source: the annotation of a GenBank genome assembly
AUGAAUUCACCACAACUUUCUCCUCAAGUCUCGCCUAAAAUGAGUCCCCAUACUCCUCCUGGUGUACCUACUAACCUUAAUGAGCCUAAACUAUCGUUAACUUAUAUAUGGUCGGGUAAAUUGGUGUAUGAUAGUGUAGCCAGAUUUUCUGGCAAAGCAAGCCUUGUUGCCGCAAAAAAACGGAGUAAAGAAAGAUGUUGGGAAGAUUUUCUUGCAACGGUUAUCAGGAUUAACGGUCACGUGUCACGGGUGGAUGAAGCGGAAACAUAUUUAAUUGAUAGUUGGUGUUCGCCUUCAAAAGAUGUUGCUAUUAUCAAAUUUGAACAUGUUGAUAAUCUUGAUGACAAGCAACAAUUUGAUAUGAUAUUUAAUUACUUGCGCUAUUCUCAAAAGGAUAGAGUGAUGCGUUAUGGACGCGUUGCAAAUGCGUAUAGUAAUGUUAGGGAAAUGUACAUUAUUCCAUUAGAACCAGAUGAUAAAGUACCUGACGUUUUUACCUUUUUAGAUUAUGAUGAGCUACUAAUACCAAAAAAUAAUGAAAAACGUCAAUCAAAAUUAUUAUUGGGUGCUAUUGUCAUUGUUGAAGCUGAAUCUGUGAAAACGAAACGUCCACGUGAAUUGAAUGUGAAUAAUGCAACACGGUCAGUUAAAAAAGAGAAAGUAGAAUCUGCAUAUAAUGGUCAAUUGGGUAGUAAUGUCCAACCAAAUAUCGGAGCUAAUGUUGUAACUAAUAGUCCGGUGGCUCACGUUAUGACACCACAGACGAGUAUGGUUAUAGCCCCGGCGAACUCACCGCCAAACCAGCAAAUUUCUCAAAAUGUGACGGCGGUGACGUCAGCACCAAGCGGAAUUUUUCCCGGGUUACUGCAGUCAUUAUUAGCUGCUCCCAGUCAAAAUACAUCAUCAAAUCAAUUCCAACAACCACAACCUCAAUUUAAUGGACCUCCGCCCAAUGGUCAUCCAGCCGCUUAUGCUAUGCCUACGCAACAACCGCCGCCGCCACAGAUGCAUAUGCCCUCUCAACCGAACCAAUACCCUGCACCUUUUCCAGCCGCAGCGCCGCCACCGAACGGUCAGUUCAUGCCACCACCACCACAUGUCGUACAAGGUCCUCCACAACCAGCGCCACAAGGACAAAUGCCUCCACCGGGGCAGAUGCCACCAGGAUUUCCCCCCCAAUAUGAACAAUUUUAUGCACAUCCACCCCCAAACUAUCCACCUUCACAACAACCUCCCGCAAUACAGCCGCAGCAACAAAUUCCAUAUGGUCCACCAGCACUUGGCCAGAACGUGCCACCUCUGGUUGGUCAGAACGUACCGCCUCCAGUUGGUCAAAACGGGCCACCAUCUGUUGGUCAAAAUGUGCCACCAUAUCAUUAUCCACCAGCACCGACAGAUAACAGACGUCCUGGCGAACAACCUCAAUGGGUACCUCCGCAAGAUAAUCGCCCAUGGGAUAAAACUAACAAUCAGCCACCUAUGUGGGAAAGGAAUUCGGAUAACAGGCCAAUGGAUCUCGAUAAUCGACCAUCAUGGGAUCAUGAAGACCGACGAUCUUAUGAUAUGAGACCGCCAAGAGAUCGAAAUCAUCGACGACCAUCACCUCCUCAUUCGGAUUACCGUGAUUAUCUUGACAGAAGACAAAGAACCCAUCAUCGUAAUCGACAAGAUAGCCCAAGAAGUAGAGGAUCUAGAAAUAGUGGAGGAAAAGGUGAUCGUGAUUGGAACGAGCAAGACCGAGAGUGGGGAAAUCGAGAUAAAGACAGAGAAGAAAGAUUUGAUCGUGGAAGGGAUCAACAUCGUGACAGUGAUCGAAGUAAUCGUGGUGGAAGAGGCGGAGGAAGGUAUCGUCCAAGAGCUUAA